Molecule: messenger RNA, 267 nt
Organism: Chironomus riparius
Lineage: Eukaryota; Metazoa; Arthropoda; Insecta; Diptera; Chironomidae
Source: the annotation of a GenBank genome assembly
AUGAAACGAUUAUCAAUUCAAUUGUAUCGUGCGUUUUCCACGACAGUAAAUAAACAAACUACUGUCGCAAAACCAGUUGACCCAUUAAAGAAUGUGAUUGGACUUACAAGCAAAUGUGUACAAAAUAAUGAUGCUAAAGCAGUGAAUGGAACUGGCAAGGAGUAUAAAGUACCAGAGUAUUUUGGAUUUAAUCGUAUGAGCUAUAGCGAAGCAGAAGUUGAAAUGGAAAAGUUUAGAAUCGCUCAACCAAUUGCUCCAAGAAAGUAA